CUGACAUCGCUCGCAUUCUCCAGAUUCCUUUUCACUGUUCCUCAGGUUUUCCGAGGUGAUCGCUUUGGAUUUCAUGUUAGUCUCUGUGUUACGAAUGUGUGAUUUUAAGAAACAGGAUUUUUUUGUGUACUUUCGUUACAUUUUGCAGCUAUUUUAGAAGGUCUUGGUAAGAUUGUGAACAGAAAAUGGAACGCUUAGCCGGUGCGAAAGUAAUGCUUGCAAGCGGUGCAUCCUCACAAUGUCAGCAGAAGAGUAGCUUGAAUGGCGUAGCGCUGGAUCGGGUGCGCUGUAGACUGUCGUCGUUCAGUCUUUCCCCUCGUCCUGUGAGCUGCCGGCAUUUUCAGCAAAAUUCAUUCAGGUUACAGGUGACAUGUGAAGCCGUGAAGAAAGCAGCAGUGUUAACUCCCCCGCUGAAGCAGCUCACGUUAUCUGAGCCAAAAUUAGCGCAUCAAUUCGUAAAAGCGUUUGCGCCAGCCACUGUUGCCAACUUGGGACCGGGAUUCGACUUUCUAGGCUGUGCUGUCGAUGGAUUGGGAGAUUAUGUAACAGCUGAGGUCAGCAAUGCAGUGCCGGCUGGGCAAAUCCAAAUUUCAACUAUCACUGGCGAUAACGGGAGAUUGUCGUUAGUGGCUGGAAACAACUGUGCUGGGAUUGCUGGGAAGGCUACAUUAGAGCUGUUGGGGGUGCAGUCAGUAGGUAUCAUGCUGAAUCUGCACAAGGGUUUGCCUCUUGGUAGCGGGCUCGGCUCGAGUGCAGCUAGUGCCGCGGCAGCGGCAGCUGCGGUAAAUGGAUUGUUCGGAAGUCCUCUAAGCAAGGCACAGCUUGUUCAAGCAGGAUUGGAAUCGGAGGCUACCGUUAGUGGUUAUCAUGCCGAUAAUGUUGCUCCUUCACUCAUGGGAGGGUUUGUUCUAGUGCGAAGCUACGACCCCCUCCAUCUCAUACCACUUAGUUUUCCUGGAGGAAAGGAUCUUUAUUUCGUCCUUGUAAUACCCGACUUCGAGGCACCCACUAAGGAAAUGCGGGCUGUCUUGCCAACGGAGAUAUCUAUGAAGAAGCACAUUGCCAACUGUAGUCAAGCGUCUGCUUUGGUAACAGCCAUUCUACAGGGCGACGCCUCUCUCCUUGGAGCUGCUCUUUCGUCAGAUACUAUUGUAGAGCCUCAAAGGGCUCCUCUCAUCCCAGGGAUGAAUGCAGUCAUAGCAGCGUCUAAGCAGGCAGGUGCAUAUGGGUGCACAAUUAGCGGUGCAGGGCCUACUGCAGUAGCCAUAACAGAUACGGAGGAAAAGGGGAAAGCAGUUGCUGCAGCCAUGGUGAAUGCCUUCAAUGUUCAUGGGAAUCUCAAAGCAGAAGCUCACGUAAAUAGGCUAGACAGGGAAGGCGCUCGACUCAUUGAAUCUCAUUGAUGGACUGCUUAUGACAACACAAUGAGUUCGCGAAGGUCCCUGUAUCUUGACAACACUGUCCUUGCAGAGUGGUUUUGAGAUGUGGUUAUCUCUUGGGCUCAAGGAGCAGAUUAGUGACUGCGGGAUUGAGGCAGGGAACGUCUUGAUAUCUGUCUUUUGGCCUCCUUUCCUCAUUUCUCGUGGUGAAGAUGUCAUUCAAGGUGAAAAGUAAUGCGUCAUGACCAUAUCUCCAAGUGUAGUGUGGGAUCCUUAAACUUUGUGCUCAAUUUCGAUCAGCCCAGGGGUUGUCAAGAGUAUUGAUGUUUCAGUCGUGGGACGUGCACAGUCAGCACUCCUUCCUUUACCAAGGAAGGCUUUUGAUAAGCUGUGAAUAGAGCAUUGCUUUGCAAUUACCACCUUGUUCCUAAGCUGUUUCGGGCUUAUAUUAAGAAAGUUUUGUCUCGACAAAUCUUCACAAGUUCAA
This is a messenger RNA of Physcomitrium patens, 1866 nucleotides long. Its product is annotated as homoserine kinase. The record is from RefSeq and is a predicted model, not a curated record. NCBI's taxonomy places the organism in Eukaryota, Viridiplantae, Streptophyta, Bryopsida, Funariales, Funariaceae. Gene Ontology annotation, molecular function: homoserine kinase activity; ATP binding. Gene Ontology annotation, biological process: L-threonine metabolic process.